Miniopterus natalensis is the source of this 3443-nucleotide messenger RNA. The record is from RefSeq and is a predicted model, not a curated record. NCBI's taxonomy places the organism in Eukaryota, Metazoa, Chordata, Mammalia, Chiroptera, Miniopteridae.
AUUAGUUAUCGAUCACUAUUUCAUAAGACUCCAGUCACUGCUGAAUAUUGAAAAUGGACUUGUCAGCCCUCUUUUCUAGAAGUUAUUGGCUGGGCUCAAUAACACACUCUUAGUAUAGUGGUCAUGAAUUUAUCACUUUUCAGCAGUUCUAAAUGGCCAAAUGCACAAAUAGAAAUGUGAUGUUGUGUGAAUCAUUUCAUUCCAAAAAGAGCACACUUCCUGUAGGCUAGUCUGAUAAAAGGAAGAAUAAUAUCAAACUUUCCUGAAAAGAAGACGUUGUUACCCUUGCCUAACUAAUUCUGCUUAUUACCAUUUGAGGGCUUGAGAGAACAGUGGCCCAGAAUCAGACAUAGGCUCCAGUGGACUAUUGUAAUAAAAUUCUACUGUAAUAUUAAACUUUAAAAUAUACCUAAUUUAAGGAAUCUUAAUACUUUGACUUUUAGUGGGUAAAUGUUGGGGCAGCGAUGCAAACCUCCAACUAACAUUUUUCUCUGCCCUCUUCCUGUCCCUAAGUUAAAUAAUGGCGGAGACAAGUCUGUUAGAGGCUGGGGCCUCUGCAGCAUCCACAGCUGCAGCUCUGGAGAACUUACAGGUGGAGGCGAGUUGCUCUGUGUGCCUGGAGUAUCUGAAGGAGCCUGUCAUCAUUGAGUGUGGGCAUAACUUCUGCAAAGCUUGCAUCACCCGCUGGUGGGAGGACCUAGAGAGGGACUUUCCUUGUCCUGUCUGUCGAAAGACCUCCCGCUACCGCAGUCUCCGGCCUAAUCGUCAACUAGGCAGUAUGGUGGAAAUUGCCAAGCAGCUCCAGGCUGUCAAGCGGAAGAUCCGGGAUGAGAGCCUUUGCCCCCAGCACCAUGAGGCCCUCAGCCUCUUCUGCUAUGAGGACCAGGAGGCUGUAUGUCUGAUAUGUGCAAUUUCCCAUACCCAUCGGGCCCACAACGUUGCGCCACUGGAUGAUGCCACACAGGAGUACAAGGAAAAACUGCAGAAGUGCCUGGAGCCCCUGGAGCAGAAGCUACAGGAGAUCACCCGUUGUAAGACCUCUGAGGAGAAGAAACCAGGAGAGCUCAAGAGACUAGUGGAGAGUCGCCGACAGCAGAUCUUAAAGGAAUUUGAAGAGCUUCAUAGGCGGCUGGAUGAAGAGCAGCAGAUGUUGCUUUCACGACUGGAGGAGGAGGAACAGGACAUUCUGCAGCGCCUCCGAGAAAAUGCUGCUCACCUUGGAGACAAACGCCGGGACCUGGCCCACUUGGCUGCCGAGGUGGAGGGCAAGUGCUUACAGUCAGGCUUCGAGAUGCUUAAGGAUGUCAAAAGUACCCUGGAAAAAUGUGAAAAGGUGAAGACCAUGGAGGUGACUUCCGUGUCCAUUCAGCUUGAAAAGAACUUCAGCAGUUUCCCCCGACAGUACUUUGCCCUAAGGAAAAUCCUUAAACAGCUAAUUGCGGAUGUGACCUUGGACCCUGAGACUGCUCAUCCUAACCUAGUCCUGUCGGAAGAUCGGAAGAGUGUCAAGUUUGUGGAGACAAGACUCCGGGAUCUACCUGACACACCACGGCGUUUCACCUUCUACCCUUGCGUCCUGGCUACUGAGGGUUUCACCUCAGGUCGACACUACUGGGAGGUGGAGGUGGGCGACAAGACCCACUGGGCAGUAGGGGUGUGCCGGGACUCUGUGAGCCGAAAGGGCGAGCUGACCCCACUGCCUGAGACUGGCUACUGGCGGGUGCGACUGUGGAACGGGGACAAAUAUGCAGCCACCACCACGCCUUUUACUCCUUUGCACAUCAAAGUGAAACCCAAGCGGGUGGGCAUAUUUCUAGACUAUGAGGCCGGCACACUGUCUUUUUACAAUGUCACAGACCGCUCCCAUAUCUACACCUUCACUGAUACUUUUACUGAGAAACUGUGGCCCCUCUUCUACCCAGGCAUCCGGGCUGGAAGGAAGAAUGCUGCACCACUUACCAUCAGGCCCCCAACAGAUUGGGAGUGACAGGUAGGGACGUGGGAAUACCUGGGAUGAGGCAGGAUCGAGAGCUAUGGGCCUUCCUUCCUGUGACCUGCUGGAACGUCUUCGUGUCUGCCUGGUUCCGCUACUGAACCAUCUGGGAGAAACACCUUGGUUUCUAGAAUGGUUUAUGUGGAAGAGUAGGUAGGACUGGUCUGGAGUAAGAGCACAACCAUGUCUCCUAACUGUCCUGUGGGGAGCAAGUUCCCAGGGUAUUCUCCUGGAGCCCAUCAGGUUUUCUAUUGCACAGGACAGGUUGGGAAGGAAGGAGAGGCUUUUCCAGAAACAAAAAGUCUGUGGGAGGGUAAGACAUGAUCAAACCAGAGAAGGAAACGGAAGCCCCUGUACAUUCUUUUUGGGGGUUCUUUGACCCAGAAUAGUUGUUUCUUUAGGAAGAGCACAGGGGUAUGUAACCUCUAGACUGAAAUAAAAAUGAAUGGCAGUUGCUCUCCUGGGUCUAGAAGUUAAGGAGUUUUUUUGAGGGCAGAGAUUGGGCAUCUAGAAGGUUAGAAAGAACAGGGAAGGGGGCUAAAGGAACAGAUCCCUAGAGACUAAUGAAGGGGAGAGGGGUUUCUUUGGUCUUCUAUUCCCAGAGUAAGGUUGCCAUUGUGAGUUGGAUUGGCCAGAGGUAGCAAUGUGGGGAGGAGAGGGUGAGAAGGAAGAAGAGAACCCAGGUCCCUGUCUCAGCCUUCAGCAGAGCUGGCUUAUUGCCUGCCUCCUUAUAGUUGAUCAUCUACAAGAAGUCGGUCACCUUGCUCUUCAGGGACCAGGUGCCAGAGAUCCUGCAAGACAGUCUACCCUUUUACUGCUUUCCCAAGGGAACUUGGGAAGGGGAGAGUCUGGUAUUAGAGGGAAGAGAAAAGUAUUUCUAUCCAAAGCUCUGGCCUUAAGGAAUGUUACUUAAUAGUUACUCCCAAGUUGUCAGCCUUAUUGCCUGGCUAAGGUGUCCAAGCCAGAAAGGGAGAAAGGAAAUGGAGUCUUCCUCACCCUGAGGACAGGGUAGAAGAGGGUGGUGUGUGUAGGGAAGGACCAGAUGGGCAACUUCCUUGUGCCUGUGUGCAUCUGGACUGGAACUAGUGUUUUCAAGAGUCAGUCUUUUGUUUGUUUGCUGCCAUCCUUCACCGUUUGCCAUUUCCUCUAUCAGAGAAUGUAAGUCAUUUAAUGUUAGGCCAAAAUAACCUGUAGGGUACAUGUUGUCAAAAAAGGUAAAGCGAUGCAUGCCAAACCAAACUGAAGUGACUUGGACUAUCUGCUGCUCCAGUAAUGGGGUUCACAGAAGGUUGGGACAAGAAACUGCAGUCUAGUGAGGGCAUUUCAGUUCCUCCUACCACCUCAACAGGACUUUGUCCAGACUCUCCUCUUACCUUUGUGCCUUGACUGUGGUUCUUUGUGGCAAGAUGCUUUGGUUGGUAAAACAAUAUGGAACAAAGGAUCCACUGAA